Alligator mississippiensis (American alligator) is the source of this 511-nucleotide messenger RNA. It is a transcript of the gene MICOS13, whose product is annotated as mitochondrial contact site and cristae organizing system subunit 13. Gene Ontology annotation, biological process: cristae formation. NCBI's taxonomy places the organism in Eukaryota, Metazoa, Chordata, Crocodylia, Alligatoridae. Gene Ontology annotation, cellular component: MICOS complex; mitochondrial crista junction. Bases 74 to 409 code for a protein of 111 amino acids. The transcript is spliced from 4 exons. The record is from RefSeq and is a predicted model, not a curated record.
AGCCGGCCGGGCCGGGCGUGGAGGAGUCGGUGCAGGCGGGCGGGCGGCGGCGCGCUGCCCUUGGGCUGCGGUCAUGGCGUCGCGGAUCUUCCCUGUCGUCAAGUUCAUGGUCAAGGGCAGCCUGGCCGGCGGCGCGGUGUACGUGGCGUACGACCAGGGCCUGCUGGGAAGCGGCCAGCAAGGCGCCGAAGCCCUCCGCAAGGCGCAGGCGGCGCUGCCUCCAGCCAUCAAGGAAUGGACGAACUACGUCGGCUGGGAGCUUCCAUCUACUCCAAAAUUUGACUUUUCUGUCUCUGAAUCCUGGAACAAAGGAGUUCACACUGCCAUGUCGGCUCUGUCUGUAGCUCCCACCAGGGCUCGUGAAUACACCCAGAAAGGCUGGAAGUAUGUGAAGGACCUUGCUAAAUGAACACUCUCCAGGGCUUGCUGCGUCUCCGAGAUGAUGCAUAGCACGCGCCUCUGAGGGGCAGCUCAGCCACGCAAGGGCUACAAUAAAAGACUUUGGAACUUC